Molecule: messenger RNA, 1837 nt
Organism: Brachypodium distachyon (stiff brome)
Lineage: Eukaryota; Viridiplantae; Streptophyta; Magnoliopsida; Poales; Poaceae
Exons: 4
Coding region: 364-1473 (369 amino acids)
Source: RefSeq, a predicted model, not a curated record
ACGAGAUCUCGAGUCAACUGCGACCAAGGACCAACACACUUCCGCCGCGGGAGUGGGAGACUGCCCAAGCCUCUUCCCACCCCAAUUCUCCUUCCUCUUGUCAUCUCCGUCGCACAGGCCAACCUCCUCCCCCGCAGCUGGCAUCGAUCGAAGCAGUCGCACCCCACAGAAAUCUCGAUUCGAAGCCGUACAUACGCAUCGACCGUAUCCCAUCCAGAUCCCGUGCCCCGGAGCCUUCGGAUCUCCUAGCCGGAGCGCCGCGGCCGAUGCGACCAACGCCACUCCCACGCCGCUGGAUUCGACGGCGAAUCGGCUGAAAUACCAUCUUCUCCUUCCCCGCGCCCGAGGUUGGGCCCGAAUUCGAUGGGUUCCCGCAGAUUCACCGGGCUUGUUGUGCUCCUCCUUGCUAUCGCCCUGCUUCCUGACCCUGCGCGGGCUAGGUUUUUACAGGGCGAGAAGCCCAGCUCCAGCGAGGGAUCCCCUGCACCUACCAUCGCUACAGGUGGAUCUGAGAAGAGUGCCACGUCGAAGGAAUCGGGGCAUGCAGCGCAAAAUCCUGAUAAACAGCCCAAGCAAGCGCCGUCGCAGGAGACAACACAAACAACAAAGGAUUCACCGCCGCCACCAUUAGGUGUGCCAGAGGAGGAUGGGAGUAAACCGCAGGUCUCUGUACCGCCGGUACCAUCUACCACUGUGCGGAAGGAGAGUCCCCCUCCAGGAGGUCCUGAACCGAGUGGUCAGAGUGGCCAGGAAGGAGGAAUUCCGGAGAAGCCCACAGAUGAAUCAAAGCAGGUGGUGAAGUGCCAUGAUCCAGUAUACACAUGCUUAGUACCCGGGGAACUGUAUGCUUGCCUUCAGGUGUCUCAGACAGCUUCAGCUGGACAAUUUGUUAUUGUUCAGAAUAGAGGGCAGAAUACCGUGACUGUUAAUGUGAAAGCAACACCAGAUAUAAGUAUUGAGCCGAAGUUGCCACCUCUCCGCAAGGGUGAAUCUAAAAGGAUCAACAUAAGCUAUAUGAAUCCAAAUGGUGGAGAAAUUUCACUGAAUGUGGGGACGAAGCAUUGUGUCUUGCGCACCAGGCAGGCAGUUUCUAAUUGGCAACAACAGUUUCAGCAGCUUGAAGCUUAUGCAACAAGCAUGAAGCCAAUCUAUGGGGCCUAUUUUUUUGUUUUCACAGUUGUCUUGGUUGGGGCUAUAUGUGCUUGUUGCAAGUUUGCAAGGAGAAGGUCCAAUGAUGGAAUCACUUACCAGCAGCUUGAGAUGGGAUCUCAGGCUCCUGACACGUCAGGUGCGAACAACACUACAAGCACAGUAAAUGGGUGGGAAGACGGCUGGGAUGAUGACUGGGAUGAUGAUGAAGCACCUGCGAAAUCUCCAGAAAAAGUACCUGCUGGAAGCGUCUCAGCAAAUGGCCUUUCUUUGAGAUCUCAGACCAAUAGCAAAGAUGGUUGGGAUGUAGAUUGGGAUGACUAAGUUACAACAGAAUGUUGAAGGAAUUGUCCAUUCUCGUGAAAUGAGUGAAGAUAAGCUCGCAUAAUGGCUUGUGACAACGACAACAUGCAAGUUAAUACUAAACAGCCAUGCUUGACAAGGUCACCCUUAUCCUGGAAGACCAUAGGCUUGUUUGUAUUCAUACGGUUUGUACAAUAGUAUUCCACUACUACUUCUCUGAGCUGAUACACAAACUAGCGGUACAAAUUCUAGUUUUUUUGUUGUAAUACCACAGCAUUAGUUAGUAGUUACAUGACUACGCCGUCCAUAUUCUUUUUGAGAGGUAACCAUUCUUUUUCCCAUAAACAAAGCUGAAUAUUAUAACAUUCCUUUUUGAGCUGCACAA